GCGGAAGCUGUUUUACGUCCCGAGCGUUUGGCUGCUUCUAUUUGUGUGCUCCCUUCGCUAAGGAUUAUCAGAUUGGUUCGUUCCAAACGGCAUUAGUGCUAGCACUGCCGCAGCUGCAGUUACAUCAAAGCUUUUACCUCUGCAAAGUCAGAUCGACUGGAAAGUCUGGAUUAAACGGUCACGUAUAUUUGCAGCCGGUAGAGUACCGUUUUGUGUGCAUUUUUGCAGGAUACAUUUAAACAGACGGCUGAGCAAAAUUACCAUCAAGGGUAAGUCAAUGUGUCGAACAUAACCUUGGACAAAGAAACGUAGAGUCCAGUUAUACAGAGAUGUGACCAUUUGCGUGAAAAAGGAGACGGCGACACAUGAACAUUUGUGAAUAUUUUGCACGGAAGAAUAUCUAACUGGAGGAAGCGAGUAUCCUAUCCGCAGCCAUAUCCGCACAACUGCAGUCAACAACAUCACCGACCUGUCAAAUUUGCUGCAACGAAGAGCCGGGAAUUGCACCGAAUUGAUUUUAGAAGCGUUUGCGUAACAGUGAUUACAUAACGUAACGCAUUUGCCGGAAUUGUCAUAUGAUUAGCCAGCUUUAUUGUGUAACUUAAUUUCCUAUAAUGGCUUUUGUGCUUUCGUUUGAGCUCGUUGAAAUGGUGCACUGAAUUCGGGGGGCUUCAUGCAAUCGCCCAGUGGUUUUCUUCAGAGGCUUCAGUAGGCAAGGUAUUUGUUCGUCUUCAUUUAAGAUAACACGAAUUCGGCGAUUUAGUGAACACAACCUGAAAGUCAAGCGGAAUAAUGGCCACUCUUCUACGGAAAAUAGGUCUCAUUCGGCUUCAUGACCGAGACACGGAGGAUCCGAAGCAUCACCAAGGCUCCCUCAAAGGGACGAAAGGAAACCAGAAAAAUAACAACAUUAAGCACUGCAACACCAGCAACAACGAGAGCAACAUUCUCAGCACUCCCGAAAUAAAAACGAAGAAAUCGGAGCAAUCCAGUAAGGACAAGCCGACCGGUAAGGAUAAACAGGGCAAGGACAUGAAGGAAAAACAACAAGGAGGUGGCAAGGCAACCAGUACCUCGUUACCACCGUUAGCGCCGCACAGACAGCAUUGCACCCAGGUUCGGACGAGAAGAUUGAUGAAAGAACUGCAAGAAAUCCGGAGGCUAGGUGACAACUUUAUAACGGUCGAAUUGUCUGACGACAACCUCUUUGACUGGAAUGUGAAGUUACACCAAGUGGACAAAGACUCGGCUCUCUGGCAGGAUAUGAAAGAAACCAAUACCGAGUUUAUAUUGCUGAAUGUGUCUUUCCCCGACAAUUUCCCUUUCUCCCCACCAUUCAUGCGGGUCCUCAGCCCCAGGUUGGAGAACGGCUACGUACUCGACGGAGGAGCUAUUUGCAUGGAGUUGUUGACACCCCGCGGAUGGUCCAGUGCGUACACAGUGGAGGCGGUGAUGAGACAGUUCGCCGCGAGUCUCGUAAAAGGACAGGGCCGGAUCUGCAGGAAAGCGGGGAAGUCCAAGAAAGCCUUCAGCCGCAAAGAAGCAGAGGCCACCUUCAAGAGCCUGGUGAAGACCCACGAGAAGUAUGGCUGGGUGUCCCCUCCCGUGUCCGACGGCUGAGAUACCCCCGCGACCGCUCAACCGAACCCCCCCCCCCCCAUCCCACCCCCCGGGCCUGCUCCUUUCCCACCAAACUUUAAAAAAGAAAAAAAAAAAAAGAAAAGAAAAAGCUACCAUCCCGUCCCCAAUGCCACGCGUCUCCCAUCGUAUUCUUUCAACGUACUCUCAUCCAGGUGCCCCCGGAGCACACGGUGACAUUUUUUAUUUAUUCAUGAGCAGAUGUGUUUACAGGUAAAUAUCGCCUUCGGCGGAUCGUGUUACACAAACUGGAUCUGGCCCUGCAGAAGUGAUAGUCCUGCUGAUGUCAAGAAGCCCUCCUUCCCACUGACCCUUCCUCCCUCCCACCUGAUAAUUCCUCCCACCAGACCCUUGGCCUUAUGUGUGUUUGCCCUCCUCCUCCUCCUCCUCUCUCUUUCUCACUAUGUUCCAACGCACUGCCAUGAACAGCAUCAGAGUUUCCAUUCACUGCUGCUCCUCUCAUUUCCAUGCAAAUCAACUGUUAAUAUUUAAUAGACAGGCAGUACGUUCCAGGUUCACCUUUUUUUUUUUUUUUUUUGCUGUGCUUUUUUUCACAGUUCAAUGCAACUUGAAGAUUGUAAUUUAUGUGGAGCUGUGCUCUUUUUCUCUCUCACUCUCUCUCUCUCGUUAUCUCUGUCUUUUUGUCUCUUGUGGCUAAAGUUAGACAUCACUGUGUUACGUAGAUGGUCAUUGAUUUCCAAUGAGGAAAUGUUUUGUUUUGGGUUUUUUCUUUGUUUUGCUUAUGCUGAAGUACUGUAAUGAUAAAAAAAAAAAAAUGGCAAUGAACCACACCUCUUUGUUGAUAUUAUCAUGCGUUUUGGAGAAGACGAAGAAUACGAAGGUCUGAUGAUUUAGAUACCAGAUGGCUGUUUAUUGUGCAUCCCAGUUGGUGGGAUGUACACUACGUGUAUGUGCGUGUGGGAGUAUGUGAGCGAGAGCAGUCAAGGUUAUGGGGCUGGACACAGACAUGCAGAAUCAUGAAAUCAGUCCCUUAAAAAUGGUGUAUGAAAUUGGCUGGUUGCAUCUUGAUAUAAACUCGUAUUUCUAAAAUUACACUAUUCAAUUCAGCCGACAAGAAAUUGGGCUCAAUUAGCACCUUGGAGGUGUUGUUACAUGUGCUUUGUGUUUUUUUUUUUUGGUUUUUUUUUCCUUGCUGUGAAAUGGCACAAAAGCUGGUAGCUUUCCAGGAGAAAUGGAGUCUGUAAUAGGCGCAGCGAGCCAUGUCGUUGUUGUUUAAUGGUGUUGUGCUACACUGAUUCUUUCUCUCUCUUCUUCUCUCUGGGUAGUUUGGUGGCGCUAGUGCACUGUUUCCUUGCCUGGCUUUCCUGUGUACGAGCUGUGGUAUAGUUGAUUAAAGAGAGCUGUAGAACAGAUGGCUACAUGGCAGUGGUGUUCAUUUCCAAUGCUAACUGCGGUACCUGCUGCCACUAGCGGUAACAGAUGAAGAUGGACAUGGCUGACCCACAGGACAUCUCUGUAUGGCAUGAAUGUGACUCAUGUGGGACUUUGAGUGAUGUGCCAAGAAUCAGCCUCGGGUUUUACGAGUUGCCCCUUGAAAUGUCAUUUUCAAUUCAAAAUGGCAAGAUGAAGGUGUCUCUCACAGGUACCCAGCCUGCUCUAGACUCUUAAUUAUGCAUUGGGUAUAACUGUGCUGACAUCUACACAAUAAACACCCAAUUCAUUUUAUUUUCCCCUACUAUGUGGGCAUAGAAUGUAGUAUUUCUAUAUUGUUACACUGUCAGACAAGGAAGUGACAGGAUGCUCAUAUAUUGAUUUUUAAGUGAACAACUUUUCACAUCACUUUUCAUAUAUUCAUUCAGUCAAGCCAUUAAAAUAUUAUGAAUAAAUAUAGAAAAAAUGUGGAAUAAAUAUCCUCAACCUUUCUGGAUGUUGAAGCCCAGAGUUGCUGCUCUGUGUUCUUAGUCUUGUCAAGGGAACUAAAAUGAUAGCAUUGGGGAAAAAAACCCAUAAAGCAUAAAGUCAUAUGUACUGUACAGUGUGAUUUCAUUUCACAGAACAUUUUUUGGCACAUAUACCUCAGUUGAAAGCCUUUUUUCUGAACCUGAUGUUAUUUCAUGAAAUUCAAGGUCAAGCUUUCGACUAAUGAUUAAUUGCCUUGACAUAAUACAUGAUGUCAGCUGUUGAAAUGUACAGGUGUUUAUACUAAAGACUCACUGGAGUCUCAGGUAACAUCCACCCAAUGUCCAACAUUUGAAAUGCAAAUGCAACUUUCAUCUGAAAAUCGCUCAAUUAAAAAAAAUCUUUUCUUUUUUUUGGGCCUCUUCAGAGUUCAUCCAUACUCACACGGGUCAUGCCAAAGAGGGUAGGCAUUAUUCUGCUACGGCCUGCUCCACCUCCACUCCACUCCCCCUUUCUCCCACCCACAGCCACAAAUGGUACAGUCUGCAGCCACAGCCACAACAAAACACCAUCAUUACCAGCCCAGCUCAAAGGUGUCACAUCAAAGAUCUUCCAUCCCUUUCAUACGUCAUAUGAAUCAUCCUCUGAUAAUCUGAAUUGCGCUGUGCCGCAAUGCCUCUCAACAAGCAGAUAGCAAUUCAGCGACGUAACACACUAUUUCUCUCCCCCCAUGUCAUGUGCCUGUCUCUGUUUGAUGGAACACUGCCUCAAACACUCAAGGAGCCUCAAACCCAGAAUGCACUGCACGGAUGGAAUAUUUGCCACAGAAGCACCUCUGGGUGUUUUGUAGUUUUGAAUGUCAUAAUUGAAGCUGCUAAUGAUAUUGACAUUCAAGCGGGAAGCAUCCCUUGCAUUGACAUUCUUUGUCCUUCUGCCCUUAAUCCUGGCUUGGCUGGUGUGACAUUAGGCAAGAGCAGUGUCCGUCGAUGCACUCAAGAUUUUGCUAAAGUCUGCCAAGCUGCAGUGCGUUGUUCGAUGUGCAACUCAUUUUUCACUGUAAAAACAUGGGGAGAGGGUAAAAUCCUGACCUGGGUUCUUCCCAGAUAUUCAUUCAUUGUUUCACAUGAACUAAAAAUGCUCUGAGUAAAAAUAUGUAUCUUUAGGCUACUGUGUCCUUGCAUGAGAAUAGUUGUACAGUAUCAUUUUACUCAGUUCACAUGAACAGGAACUCAAAAAGAUUGAGUGCGUGAGGGCCCCUUGGGCCACAAUGUGUUUUAAUUUUCAUGACAGAUCAUUUUGCAGUAUCUGGUAUCUAAAUACAAGUCAUUGCUAUGGGUCUUUUCCAGAUUCUGUAUGGGCCGCCAUUUCAAAAGUGAGUGUGCAUUUCUAAGGACCUGUGCUAGGGGAUGCUAUAAUAUGAUAAAUUAUAAGUCAAAAUGUCAGAAUAAAUGGAUGUUUGCUGGUUUAGGAGCAUACUUUUGUGAUAGACUUUAGAAUGUUAGUUCUGCAGAAACUAAUUGAAUUAAUUGUCCAAACAAGUGAGAUGAUUCUGUUAUCUUAUAUCUGCAUGUGAACAGUGAUUGUUAGCUAGUUAUCUUGUUUUUUUACAAAAAAUGAAGAAAAUGGUGAAAAAACUGCAGUUCCUGCUUCUACUUUAUUCUUUUUUUUCCCGUCUUGAUUUCUGUCCGAAAAUGUCACGUUGUGUUAUUAUGAAUGUUUGUGUUUUAAUUUAUUUGUGGUUUGCCAAAAUGGAGUUUUUGGAAGCAUGUCACAGGUAUUGUCACAGAAAAAAAAGCUAUGUACCUGAACUCAGUGGAGUCUGGUGUGGGUGAAUCGGAGCCUCUUCAUUGUAUGGAAUAAACUAGACUAAAUGUGUUAUACAGGCCUCACGUAAACAUCGCAGGCCAGUCGGAGCAAAAACCAAACAUGAAUGUGCAAUAAAGUUAAAGGCUCAUUCAACCCUGUA
This is a messenger RNA of Conger conger (European conger), 5464 nucleotides long. It is a transcript of the gene ube2ql1, whose product is annotated as ubiquitin-conjugating enzyme E2Q family-like 1. The record is from RefSeq and is a predicted model, not a curated record. The transcript has 2 exons. Bases 793 to 1620 code for a protein of 275 amino acids. NCBI's taxonomy places the organism in Eukaryota, Metazoa, Chordata, Actinopteri, Anguilliformes, Congridae.